Molecule: messenger RNA, 1257 nt
Organism: Penicillium lagena
Lineage: Eukaryota; Fungi; Ascomycota; Eurotiomycetes; Eurotiales; Aspergillaceae
Exons: 1
Coding region: 1-1257 (418 amino acids)
Biological process (GO): carbohydrate metabolic process
Molecular function (GO): hydrolase activity, hydrolyzing O-glycosyl compounds
Source: RefSeq, a predicted model, not a curated record
AUGAGCCUUAAUGUCUCGCGACUCUGGUGGAAUUGGGAAUACGACACAGACCUCUACCCAACCUGGGACAAAUUUGUUCAGGAUCUACGAGACCACUACGACGUACGCACUUUAUCGUAUAUCAAUCCAUUUUUGGCAAAUGUAAGCACAAAAUCGGAUGGAUAUCGCCGAAAUCUGUUCCUUGAAGCAACGGAGCAGGGCUAUAUGAUCCAAAACUCUACAACCAACGGAACAGCCAUCAUCUCAAGUGGACCCGGACUUGAUGCUGGGAUUCUGGAUCUCACCAACCCUUCCACAAGGUCUUGGUUCCAAAACAUUCUUAAGGAACAGGUCUGGAACGCCAAUAUUUCAGGCUAUAUGUGUGACUUCGGGGAGUAUACACCGGUACUUGCCGACACCCGCUUUGCCAAUAAAAGCGUGGAUCCAUCUUUCUACCACAACGAAUACCCUCGUGACUGGGCCACCCUACACCAUUCGCUUCGCAAUGAACUCCCUCAGGUUGCUGACGCCAUUAUCUUUCAUCGCUCUGCAUCACUCGGUCAAAACCGCUACAUGAACCUUUUCUGGGCUGGAGAUCAGGACACCACUUGGGGUGUGAACGACGGCAUCAAAUCCGCUGUGACAGUCCUAGGUCAUAUGGGCAUGUCUGGAUUCGCACACGGACACGUUGAAAUUGGGGGAUAUACAACUACUUGGGACAGCUUUGGGAUCGUCAAUCGCUCAGCUGAACUUCUCGGCCGUUGGGGAGAGCUGGCCGCGGUUUCAAGCGCCGUAUUUCGCUCACACGAGGGGAGUGUGCCUCAAGUCAACACCCAGUUUUACACCAACACAUCUACCCUUAACUACUUUGCGUACAGCGCACGAAUGUUCAGCAGUCUGGCCACCUACCGUCGGCGGAUUUUGGAUACCGAAAGCAAACCUCACGGCUGGCCCUUGCUCAGAAUGCCGGUAGUUUAUCACCCGGAUGAUGUGACUGCGAGACACAUUAGUUAUCAAAGCUUCUUCCUCGGCCCGGACCUAUAUGUCGCACCGGUCCUAGACCGUGGGGCAAUGGCUGUCGAGGUCUACUUGCCUGGCAAGAAUGAAACAUACACCCAUGUCUGGUCAGCCAAGACAUAUCAGGGAGGACAGACUAUUACCGUGGGAGCGCCAUAUGGCAAGCCUGCUGUUUUCAUUGUUGGGAAUUUGGGGCAUUCGGACUUGGACCCGUUCCUCAAAUUUGUUCGUGAAGAAAAUAGCACUAUCAUCAUGGUUUGA